AUGCUACUCUAUUACUUUAUAUCUAUAAGGAUAGAGGAAGUUCAUAAGUCUAUAGCUUGGAGAGGCUUAGUAAGAGUGCCUAGCGAAGAUAGAACUGAUAUAGCGCUAGAGGUCCGGGAAAUCUUAGAUCGGGCUAAUACUUAUACUAAGGCUAUUCCGUCGGAUAAUAAUAUCCUAGAAGUUAUCUAUUUCACUAAGACGGUUCUUAAGACGCGACUCUUCCGGCAGUACAGAGAGCUUCACGUAGAUAAGUCCACAGGCAAAGCUCGGGGGGUAGAUACUUUUAGAAAGGAGUUUGUUGAGCUAAGUUACCGCAGUAGUUACACGCGGAAUAUCACGAUUCGUGCCUACCGCAGAUAG
This is a messenger RNA of Penicillium daleae, 360 nucleotides long. RefSeq lists its product as uncharacterized. The record is from RefSeq and is a predicted model, not a curated record. Lineage: Eukaryota; Fungi; Ascomycota; Eurotiomycetes; Eurotiales; Aspergillaceae. The transcript is spliced from 2 exons. The coding region runs from base 1 to 360 and encodes 119 amino acids.